Molecule: messenger RNA, 2028 nt
Organism: Brachypodium distachyon (stiff brome)
Lineage: Eukaryota; Viridiplantae; Streptophyta; Magnoliopsida; Poales; Poaceae
Exons: 3
Coding region: 16-1716 (566 amino acids)
Molecular function (GO): metal ion binding
Source: RefSeq, a predicted model, not a curated record
GUUCCCUUUUGCUUCAUGUACCAAAACCAGAAGCUAGCCAACCAAGCAGGAGCGUUUACACCACCACCUAGGACAGCAGGAAACGGGGGCCUAUGGUGCUGUCCUGUAGCUGAGGGCGAGGAGCGAGCAAUGGCGCCGCUGGCGGGGGGAUGCGGCGGCGAAGGGACGCUCGCGAGGUGGCGGAGGGCGGCGGCCAAGCGGAUCGGCCUCUCCUGCGCCUCCUUCUUCUCCUCCCACGCCGCCUCUCCCUCCCCGCCGCCUCCCAAGACUAUCUCAUGCUCAGCAGUGAAUACGCCUGCAGACAGCAGUGAUGAAGACCAGGAAAAGCUGGAGGAGCCGACCAGCACUAGAUUGGCUGACAAGAACUUCUGUGCAAUAUGCCUGGAGACCCUAAGCACCAGCAGCAAUGAUAUUCACAACGGUGACAGGCCAGCGAUCUUCACAGCCCAAUGCUCCCACUCUUUCCACUUCUUGUGUAUUGCUUCCAACAUCCGGCAUGGUAAUGUUACAUGCCCUAUCUGCCGUGCACAGUGGUCUCAGCUGCCGCGUGAUCUGAAGGUGCCACCAUUGCUGCACAACCAAUCUGAUCCAAUCCUUCGCAUCCUUGAUGACAACAUUGCGACAUCUCGUGUCAACAGAAGGUCUUCCAUCCGUGCUACCCGCUACAACGAUGAUGACCCUGUUGAACCUUACACUCUGACCGAGCAUGUGGACCCAUGCCUUCGCUUUGCCCUUAUCCCGUCUCCAGUGGUAGCUCACCACCAUGUUCUCGGACAUUACCCCUGUGGACGGAUGAUGCCACUACAACAACACUGCCAGUACAGCAGCUCCUCCAUGCUUUCACCAACACAGGUUGCUUCGCCAAGUGCGCAAAGGCGUGCUUACCUCUCGGUCAGUCUAGCUCCACAACCAGCCAUGGACUUGGUCUUGGUUGUGAGCCCUAAUGGGCCACAUCUGAGGCUGCUGAAGCAGGCAGUGGCACUUGUUGUCUUCUCUAUGCGGGCAAUUGACCGGUUAGCCAUCGUCAGUAAUGCAACUACUGCAACCCGUGCCUUUCCCUUGCGCCGGAUGUCCUCCCAUGGAAAACGAAUGGCAUUGCAGGUCAUUGAACAUCUGUGUGCUGUCGGUGGAACUGAUCCAGUAGGGGCUUUGCAGAAGGGUCUGAAGAUACUAGAGGACCGGGCACACCAGAAUCCAAGCAAAUGCAUCCUUCACCUCUCUGACAAUCCAAUCCGUGGUUAUGUUGGGGUAGACAUGAACACUUCAAGCAUCCCGGUUCAUCAGUUCCACGUGGGGCUCGGUUUCGGGGUGCAGAAUAGCUUCGUCAUGCAUGAAUUUGAGGAACUCCUAGCACGGCUGCUUGGCGGCGUCAUAGGCGACACCCAGCUAAGGAUAGGGGAGCAUGGUGGAGUGGUGAGGCUAGGGGAGCUGAGGGGUGGUGAGGAGAGAAGGAUCCCACUUGACCUAGUGUCUGAAUGUGGCUUCGUACUGGUUGGUUACAGCUACCUGGAGGGUGGAAGAGAGGAGCAACCAAGGACAGGUGAAGUUGCUGUUGGGUUCGAAGAGAAAGGCGACAACCGCUACCAUGGGGUUGGAGACAUGGGGCCGAGUAUCAGUGGCGAGAGGAGGAGUAGCUGCUGCGCCGAGAAUUGGGACCACCUUGACCCGUUCAUGGCGCGACGAUGGGCGAAGCAUUUCAAUGUGUACAGAGCCUGAGUAACUAAGAGAUGAUGGAGGGCCUUGAUGAUCAGCUGAACAAGUCUGGUUACCAGUUCGGCAAAAUAUGAUUCUUGUUGGUUCAUUUUUUAUUUUUAACAUUCCUGCAAGCAAAGCAUCUCAGGGCAGCGUUUGCUAUUCUUUUUCAUGGCUUUUGUUGUGGAUCUGAGUUCAUGCUAUUCAUUCAUAUGUGUGCAAAGCUUUUAUGCUGUUCCCAAAUGUGUUUGUCUGAAUCAAAUCAAAAUGUGAACAGAAGCUCCAGAACGAAAGAUUAUCCAUGUCAAGAAGUGACUUGCCAUUCUUCAGAAGCCA